CAUUAGGAUCCAUACAUUAUGUACACAGCUUAGUAGCUCAGCUUAAGGGGGCCGCUGGAGCUUGAAGAUAGAACGGAAAUGGUGUGUUUAGGAGGGAAAAUGGUGGGCCAGGUGGUGAAGUUUGGCGGGAACGGUUUCGGCCAGGUUCUGGCGGCUGCCGCAGUGGCUAUCUUGGUCCGAUUGUUUUCCGGUCCGGGCCCUGCUCUGUUACCGGAGGAUGAAUUUGCGGAUGAUGAGAAGAACGGCGUUCCCGGAGAUGAUAAAGCUGGUGAAGCUUCGGUCAAUGGGAAAGUUGUUCCGGUUACUAUCCGCUGGAACAACAUCACGUGUUCUUUCUCUGAUAAAUCCUCUAAACAAGUGCGGUUUCUGCUAAAAAAUGUGAGUGGAGAAGCAAAGCCUGGAAGAUUGCUUGCGAUAAUGGGGCCAUCAGGAUCAGGAAAAACGACUUUGCUCAAUGUUCUGGCGAGGCAGCUAAUGGCAUCACCUCGGCUGCAUUUAUCUGGUCUUUUGGAGGUCAAUGGGAUACCUAUUUCAAAUAUAGCUUACAAGUUUGCUUAUGUGAGACAGGAGGAUCUUCUCUUCUCGCAGCUGACAGUGAGGGAGACACUGUCCCUUGCUGCAGAACUUCAACUUCCAGAGAUAUCUUCGGUGGAGGAAAGAGAUGAGUUUGUGAACAAUUUGCUGUUCAAGCUAGGCCUAGUCAGCUGUGCUGAUUCCAUUGUUGGUGAUGCAAAAGUUCGUGGGAUAAGUGGUGGUGAAAAGAAACGAUUAUCGCUAGCAUGUGAACUUAUUGCCAGCCCAUCUGUCAUAUUUGCUGAUGAGCCCACAACAGGGCUUGAUGCUUUCCAGGCAGAGAGAGUGAUGGAAACUCUCCGACAACUUGCACAGGAUGGACAUACUGUAAUUUGUUCUAUUCACCAGCCCAGAGGUUCUGUGUACAGUAAAUUUGAUGACAUUGUUUUGCUAACAGAGGGUGCACUUGUUUAUGCUGGUCCUGCACAUGAUGAACCACUGGCAUACUUCACAAAGUUUGGGUAUCGUUGCUCAGAUCAUGUUAAUCCAGCUGAAUUUUUGGCUGAUCUCAUAUCUGUUGACUACAGUUCUGCUGAAAGUGUGUAUUCUUCCCGGAAAAGGAUAGAUGGCCUUGUUGAGUCAUUCUCAGAACAAUUAUCAACUGUGCUUUAUGCAACUCCCUUUGCCAGCAGGGAGAGCCCUAAGAAUGGCAAGAAGUUAAGCAAGAAAACUGUUGUAAAAAGGAAAGAGACUUGGUGGAGGCAGUUCUGGUUGCUCCUCAAACGUGCAUGGAUGCAAGCUUCUCGUGAUGGGCCAACAAACAAAGUUCGGGCAAGAAUGUCAAUUGCGUCAGCUAUAAUAUUUGGAUCAGUUUUCUGGAGAAUGGGAAGAUCUCAGACGUCAAUACAGGACAGGAUGGGAUUGCUCCAGGUUGCAGCAAUAAACACAGCAAUGGCUGCUCUCACGAAAACCGUGGGUGUGUUUCCCAAGGAACGUGCAAUUGUGGAUAGAGAGCGUGCAAAGGGAUCUUAUGCAUUAGGACCAUAUCUGCUUUCUAAAUUGAUAGCUGAGAUUCCUGUUGGAGCUGCAUUUCCAUUAAUGUUUGGUGCUGUAUUGUAUCCCAUGGCACGUCUCCAUCCCACUUUGUCUAGGUUUGGAAAGUUCUGUGGAAUUGUGACAGCAGAAUCAUUUGCUGCAUCUGCAAUGGGUCUAACUGUCGGAGCUAUGGCUCCAACCACUGAAGCAGCAAUGGCACUAGGACCUUCUCUUAUGACAGUUUUUAUUGUAUUUGGAGGGUAUUAUGUCAAUGCAGAUAAUACACCAAUCAUCUUCCGAUGGAUACCUAAUGUUUCUCUGAUAAGAUGGGCCUUUCAAGGGCUUUGUAUAAAUGAAUUUAGCGGACUUAAGUUUGAUCACCAGCAUUCAUUUGAUAUUGAAACUGGUGAACAGGCACUCGAGCGGCUCUCCUUUGGAGGAAGUCACAUUAAUGAUACUGUGAUAGCUCAAAGUAGAAUUUUGUUAUUUUGGUAUUGCACUACUUACCUUAUCCUCCAAAAAAACAAGCCCAAAUACCAACAGCUUGAGUCACUGCCUCUUGAACAAAUCCAACCACAGCUACAGCUUGAGCCCGUGGAACCUGACAAAGUCAAACAACUAAACCCUCCAAUGAAACAAGUCGAAUUGAACCAGCAGCUUGAAUCACCAGCUCUUGACCAAAUUCGACCAUUUAUCUUAGAAGGUGCUAAGUAAAGAUGUCUAUUGCAAUAAAGGAGGUCUCGUGCCUUUUCUGAGCUACUCUUAUAGAACAUGGCAACAAUAAGUUGAUUUAUGUAUAUCUGAAACUGAAGCAGCUUAGAAAUCUCUCUGUGGAAUAUCAAAUUAUGUCAUCUGCCAGUAUAAUUGAAUGUUGGCACUCUGGUAUUGUCCUCUAUUGCGCCAAAUCAUAUUCAAGCAUAUGCGCUCCCUGGGGUAAAGACAAUGACUUAGCAUGCAUAGAAAGACAUAAGAGCAUAACAGUGUGUAUUCUUUUACCCAGCAUGAGCAACCAUUUUCGUUGACGUCAGUCUGUUCUGCCAUUUUGAAUUUUUUAAUGCAUUGAUAGAACACCGACUCUUUUUGCAUUUAAAA
This is a messenger RNA of Hevea brasiliensis (rubber tree), 2640 nucleotides long. Its product is annotated as ABC transporter G family member 7. The coding region runs from base 79 to 2262 and encodes 727 amino acids. The transcript has 12 exons. Gene Ontology annotation, cellular component: membrane. Gene Ontology annotation, molecular function: ATP hydrolysis activity; ABC-type transporter activity; ATP binding. Lineage: Eukaryota; Viridiplantae; Streptophyta; Magnoliopsida; Malpighiales; Euphorbiaceae. The record is from RefSeq and is a predicted model, not a curated record.